Messenger RNA from Coregonus clupeaformis (lake whitefish), 3818 nucleotides. RefSeq names its product ribonucleases P/MRP protein subunit POP1. The record is from RefSeq and is a predicted model, not a curated record. Lineage: Eukaryota; Metazoa; Chordata; Actinopteri; Salmoniformes; Salmonidae. Bases 89 to 3103 code for a protein of 1004 amino acids. The transcript is spliced from 15 exons. Gene Ontology annotation, cellular component: nucleolar ribonuclease P complex; ribonuclease MRP complex. Gene Ontology annotation, biological process: tRNA 5'-leader removal.
GCGGAAGAGAUGUAGACAGAAAUGUGAGCGUACAGCGUGGUUUUGAAAUAUGACUGCUCCUGUAUUCAGGAUUUGAAAAGCUAUCAAAAUGUCUACAGCCAAACACAGGAUGCGCGAUAAGAAGAUGAGGAACCAGCCGAUCAACGUCACCUAUUCCUCCCCGGGCCAGGGCAGCUCACACUGGAGGAACGGAGGGGACACCCCUACAGGUCAAGGCCAUGAUCUGUCUCCACAUCCAAGGGGCCAGGGGUCCUCUCACUCAGGCCAUUCCCAGGGAGGGGGCUGGGUCCGGGGCCACCAGAGAGGAGGACAGGGGGGCUACCCACAGGACCUGCCCAAACACAUCACUGCCUCAGCGUUUGCCAAGGCCCGGGCAGCGGAGGUGAACGCCAUGUUGAAGGCCGUCACCAAGACAACAGGCAGCUCCCAUGUGUUUGGAGCUCUUCCUAAACACAUGAGGAGGAGGGCCAUGAGCCAUGACACCAAGAGGCUGCCCUGCAGGCUGAGAGACACGGCCAACAACAUGUUGGAGAAGAGUCAGAAGGCUGGUCAGAAGGUGAAGAAGGAACAGUCCAAGAGGAAGAGCCGUAAAGCCCGGCGUCGCCACGGCAACAUGCUUCUGGAGUUCAACCGGCGCCAGCGGAAGAACCUGUGGCUGGAGACGCACAUCUGGCACGCCAAGCGCUUCCACAUGGUCAAGAGAUGGGGCUACUGUCUGGGAGACAGGCCAACCUACAAGUGUUACAGAGCCUGCUGCAGAGCCAUGAGCUCCCACUGUCUACUGCAGGACAUGUCCUACUACUGCUGUGUGGAGUUACAGGGACCAGAGGAACAGCUGUUAGCUACCCUCUCUAAGCUGACCAGCAAGGAAGCUGGGCCUACGUUUGCAGCAGCCAUGUGUGUGUCCGGCAGGAGACAGGGCAGUGUGGUGGUUUACAGGGCAGAACAAUACCCUCUCCAGCCCCUGGGGCCUGUAACGUUCCUCUGGAGACCCAGAACACAGGGGCGGGGCCAGGACGACCAGGGCUCCCAGGGAUCAACACACAGACAGCUGUGGAUCUGGGCGCACCCCACCAUGAAACCGGACCUCCUCCCAGAGCUGCAGGCUGUCUGUCAGUGUUCUGAGGCUGUACUUCCACCUGCUCCAGUGGAGCUCCCUGUCCCACAGCCAGCCCUGGCGCCCACCUCUACCCCAGCCCCUACCCCCACUCUGGCCCAUGGUCCUGGGGCUUGUCCUGAGGCUGAGCAGGCCUCUGGUUCUGGUUCUAAGAGGAAGUGGUCCUCGGGGGAGCGUGAGGCUGCAGGGCCAGCAGCCAAGAAGCUCCUGGGGAACAGCACCACGUCUGCUACCACACCUGUCACCUGGAGGUCCUGCACCACUGGCAUAGUCAUCAGUGAUCUCACCAUGGAGAUGGUGCGCUAUCGUCUGAUUGGACCUCUAUCACAUUCCGUUCUGACUGAAACCUUGGCGCCUGCCACACACUGUGAUGCUGCUAGUAAAGCCGGACCGUCUCCCUUCUGGUGGUCAGAUCACUGCAGAGACGACUGUAACAUGACUCUUCAUCGACAACAAGCUGGUGUCUUCAACAUCCUCAAAGGUGUGUACUCCACAGCAGAGGUCCCAGCCGGCUCAGUUCUGGGUCUGACGGUGGAUGACCCCAGAUUGACCUUACCAAACAAGAGAAGCAUGGCCGUGUCCGACAUCAGGAAGGAACAAGGAGAGAACGAGGAGAGGAGGAGGGAACUGAUGUUAAAGGGGAUCCCUGAACACCUCAGCCAGAGUUCCCUGUGGGACCGGUCUGUCCGCGACAAUGUCACACACAACAAGAUGACAGACCAGGAACUAAACAGACUGCGUAAUGAUGUUCUGGUCCCAGGCUCCAGACUACCCACCCCCCUGCAGGGUAGAGUACCCGUCCUACUGGUGCAGCAGUCUGGGAAGAGCCAGGGCACAGAGAUGGGGUCCUGGGGGAUGGGCUGGGACCUGCUGCUACCCAAGGCCUGGGGCAUGGCCUUCUGGGUACCUCUGGUUUAUAGAGGAGUACGAAUCGGAGGGCUGAGGAUGAGUCUGAAACACACCCAGAAUAAAGGAGAGCCUCACUUUCCCCACGACUACCCAGACUGCCCUGCAGGAGCACGCUUCCAGGAAGAGCAGGAGGCUGAGCUGCUGGCCAAGUUCAGGAGGCGCCCACCAGCCAAACGGACCAAUUACAUCAAACACGGCUGCCUUGCUCCGUUCCGUUGUCCCUGGCAACAGCUGGCCGAGGAGUGGGAGUUGAUUGUGAAGGAGGGAGGAGGAGGAGAGGAGGCUGUCGCACCGAUGGAACAGGAAGUGACACCACCCCAGAGUAACUUCACAGUCUUGAGGAACAGGAAGUCUCUAAGGCAGCUGUCAGCUUGGUGUCGCCCCACUUCCUCUAAAUGUCAGAGGGCACGUAACCUGGGCUCAACGCCACCACUCAACCGUAACGUUGCAGCAUCUCUCCUCUCGGCCCACGGUGGAGGCAGCCUGGUGUGGACCCGUCUCUCCCUCCUCACCAAGGGCCAACCGGAGCAGCACGCUCUGGUGUGUGUCCCCACCGCAGAUGACCUCCAGCUGGUUGGGAAGGAGCCGGGCUGCACCGGCCCCCAGGAGCCUCUCCACACUGACCACUUCAAGAGCCGUGUCAAACGCCUACGCAAGAAGGACCACAACAAACCUGGAGCAUCUUCCUCCGCCAAGCCUGAAAACAAGCAGUCUGACCCUGCCUCCACCUCAGCCCCUAGUGUCAACCCUGGUCCUGAGCCUAGUUCCUCUUCCAGCCUCACUCUGGGUCCAGACAUCACCACCCCCUCUUCCUCCUGUACCUCAGCCCUGACCCUGGGUCUCUGGCCGGAGCCCCUGCCCAGCGUCACCUCCCACUGCUCCAGGGUGACUCUGGGCUGGGUGACCCAGGGGGACUUCUCCCUGUCGGCUGGCUGUGGGGAGGCUCUGGGGUUCCUCAGCCUCACUGGCCUCCUACACACCCUGCUCAGACAGCCUGACAGCCAGAGAGGAUUGGUGCUGCUACGGAACCCUGGAUCAAUGCAGUACCGCUUUGCUAAGAUCAACAUAGAGGUCUGAGGAGUACUGCAAGUUCAACCCCACAUCGCUACAGUCCCGCUUCGCUUAGACCCAGCUGUGUAAAGCCACAGACUUUGUUCUGAGAAAAACAUUGUGCCUUGUGUGAGUCCCUUCACCUCACCCCUAUUAGGGGGACUAGAUAUAAAAUGUAUGGUAAGCAUGGCAUGCACACAGAACAUUACACAUAUUGAAUGCCACAUUAUGCAUUGUUUGAGUGGAAUAACUUUUGCUUGAUAAUAAUUCCCCAUAGGUUUUCUGGGAGUUUUCAUUUGAGUUGACAGUUAUUUUAAGUUCAAUAUUGGUUCCACCUAAGGGACUGCCUUUAGAUCGUCACUGGGACUGGGUGUGUAGAGAAGUCAUCAAUCAUUCUUUGGUUUGCCUCAAUUCCUUUGUUGGAUUUGAGAGCUCUAGUUUAAAUGGUUAACAAUAAAAUCCCUCUACUCCAAUCUGAGUUAUCUAAAGCCUAUUCCCUGUCAGACACUGAGUUACUGUACAGUGUAGCCUAGCCUGCACAGCGAUAGCUACUGUUUACUGCACAUGGUAGCAGUAAGUGACACGUGCCAGAACCCGCCCCUUAUUUUGAAAGCGAAGAGCUGAUUUGCUACAAUUUGUUUUUCUAGUUUUUUUCCCCCAGUAAAUAUUCAAGCAUAAUUCAGAUUCAUUACAUAGGCCUGAAUUAAAUAUAUUUUAUGUACGAUGUCCUGAAAGGCAUCUA